Messenger RNA from Drosophila miranda, 2812 nucleotides. Its product is annotated as RNA-binding protein MEX3D-like. The transcript is spliced from 2 exons. Gene Ontology annotation, molecular function: RNA binding. The record is from RefSeq and is a predicted model, not a curated record. Lineage: Eukaryota; Metazoa; Arthropoda; Insecta; Diptera; Drosophilidae. The annotation marks the transcript as partial.
CUAACAUAUCAACAGAUUGCAUUUUGUUUGAUAAUUUCCGUUUCUCCAUAUUUAGGGUGCAAGAUCAAGGCUUUGAGGGCUAAAACAAAUACUUACAUCAAGACUCCAGUUCGCGGAGAGGAACCGGUGUUUGUAGUUACCGGUCGCAAAGAAGACGUUAACAAGGCAAAACGGGAAAUACUUUCUGCAGCAGAUCACUUUAGCUUGAUACGAGCAUCUCGAAAACCUUCGAUUGAGGGUCACAAUAACGGAUUGACAGGAAAUAUGAACGAUUCCGGUUCAUCGGGUGGCAAUGCAGGCACUGUGUCGCGUAUGCAGUCUGGGCCCCCAUGUUUGCCCGGUCAGGUUACCAUACAGGUACGUGUACCUUAUCGGGUUGUGGGUCUAGUGGUUGGACCCAAAGGUGCCACAAUUAAACAUAUCCAGCAGGAGACACAAACAUACAUUGUCACACCAUCGCGCGAGAAGGAACCAAUUUUUGAGGUGACUGGUUUGCCAGACAACGUAGACACGGCAAGAAAGCAAAUUGAAGCACACAUUGCUCUUCGAACUGGUUCCGGACGAUUUCUGAACGAUGAUCUGAACUCGGAUAUACUGUCAUCCAUCUACAAAAGUGUUAUCUCGCCUGCUCUGGACUAUGGAGAUAAUACACUAAAGAUGGUCGGUGGUACUGUGGAUAGUCUCAACAUGAAUAAUGUGAAACUAAUGCCAGAUCAUCAUAUAAGAAAUAGCUAUCAGAAGUCGGAAUUAGUUGACAUUGACAUGCCACCGAUUGUAUUGGCCACAGCAUCAUCGGAUAAUAAUUUUUCAGCCAGUGAAGCACAAAUGCUACCAGCAAAAGUUACUAAUGUAUACCGUAUUACGAACAAAACAUUGUCAUUCUGUCCACCAACAUCUGCAUCUAUGAAUUCUAACUCUGGUUCGAAUAUACUAACCCGAUCAUGUUCGUCAGCGUCCUCAACCGCUUCGACAAAGAGCACAAACAAUAGCGCCAACACACCUCCAGAACUAUUGAAUAUAUGGAAAAAUAUAAGCGAUUCGAUUGAUGUGGAUGAAGGCAUUGGGGACUCGCCGAGCAUUUGGAAUCUUCCAGCGAACACUAUACCCACCGCCCAUUGCUCACCCACAACCUCCAUAAGUCCAACGGACUCUCUUUUGGGUCUGGGCGAACACUCUGUGAACAGAAAAAUUUCUCGUCACAUGAAGGAAUCAUCAUGUACCAGUCAGCAAAGAGCACCGUUGGUUCAAUUCCAACCCAAUUCCAGCGCCGACAAAUUAUCCAUUCAACGCGAAUGCUUUGUGUGCAACGAAAAUGAAGUAACCACAGCGUUGGUUCCAUGCGGCCACAAUAUGUUCUGCAUGGAUUGCGCCAAUCAGAUCUGCGUUUCCAUAGAAGCAGCAUGUCCGAUUUGCAACUCAAUUGUUUAUCACGCGAUGCGCAUUUUGGGCUAAAUGCACACGUUUUUUAAUAAACAUGGUUUCUGUUUGAUCAUUAAGCGAUUUGAGGUACAAUCCAAGUUAAUUCCUAAAAUUAUUCGAAUAUUUUUUAGAUUUGUUGAUUAUUGAUUUAACUUAAACGAAAUCAUUCAAAGUAAUAAUCGUCCCUUUUUGACAUAUGUAUUUGUUAUGAUUUUUACCAGAAGCUUGCAACGCACAGACCUCAUCUGCUGAGUCGAUAUAAAGCGAUUAUUUUGUUUUUUCUUAAUAUUGUAUUUUCUGCAUACAUUUGUAUCAAACAUACAUGUGUAACUACAGAACCUUAAUCAUCAGAACUAUCUGAUGCAAUGCCGAAAUUUGUUUUCUAAAUUGACAGUAUCCUUUUUAAUACAUCUGCGUUGCUAGCACUUACACAAAAAAUAUUUUAUUUAAAUUUUUUCGUUUUCUAUCACUUAGAAUGUCAGAUUGCUUUUUCGUCCCUUUCAAUUCUGCACAGCGGUUUUGUUGAAUGAACGGUAAAGUGGUACCAGUAUGUUGUUGAAAAACCUCUUUUAUUCUCUUUAAAAAAAAAUGAUAAGGUCCUAUUUUUGUAUUGCAUUUUGUAUGUUUUAAAAAGAAUACGUUUCAAACAUUUUUUUUUAACAAUAUAAAAAAUAGAUUUUGAUGGUUAUCAUAUUCUAGUAACAUUUUUAAACGACAUAUACAUAAAUACAUACAUACAUACAUAUGUAGGACACAAAUAUAAAGCGAUAAUGGCAAUUCUCGCACUAAAGAAAGAAAAAUUUAUAAAAAAUAAAAUUUCAAAAUUAAAUUGGGUCUAAACCCUGAAUGUACGACACUAGUUUACAGAAAAGAAGUAAUACAAAAUAAUUUGACUGAUAAAUAGGCAUAAAUAUUAAGACCAGCACAUAUGCAAACAUAGAUAAUGUCAGACACAAAUAUCAUAUACAAAUUAUAUUUAUUUAUAAAUAUGAUGUAAUAAUAUGUAUGAGCAACAUGAGACAACUACCUAUAUAAAGCUUACGAUUAAUGUGAAUAAAAAGACUUAUAUAUUUAUAGUCAAUCAUAUUUAAUAUUGAUAAUACAGUGUCUAUUGCGCAGUAUAUUAGAGAAGUUACAUUAGAUACAUUUUCUGACUCCUGUUCUGUUUCAAAACUACACUUUUGUUAUACAUACAUGAAGUAUGAACAUUUUAAGAUUACCCAAGAUUGUAGGAAUACAUAUAUCUAGUCCACAUUAUCUUACUAGAGGCUGUUUUCUCCAAGUUAUUAUAUUUGAUUUUAGAAAAAUUUGAAAGGUCAAAGAUACAAACGAGUGAGACUAAAUAAAAAUUAUUGAACGCGCAAAAAAUACAUUUAGCAUUAUUACAAAUACA